UUCCCCGCCAGAGAAGGCAGGGAAGGUUCCGCCCGUAGGAUCCCGGGCGUGAGCCGGCCCACUCCGUUAGGGAGUGUGAGGCGAAGAGACGGGCAGGCGCGUUAGGGUUUGAGAGGAGCGAUUGGAGAGGGACCGCCGAGCUGAGGGAAGGGAGAGAGGGGGAGAGAGGUGGUAGAGAGAGGAGGCGGGUUUGGGGCGUCGGACUAGAGAGAGAGGUCAGCCUCCAACCUUUCCAACCUCCGCUUGCCGGCCAGGGCUGGAGUGGAGAGAGCGCCCCGGGUGGCACCCAGACCCAAAGACGUCGACCAGCAACGCUGGAUGAGAAUUCUACCAUUGCCUAGAGUUCACUGACUCCACUGGCAAUAUGGAUUUUGUGAUGAAGCAAGCCCUAGGGGGGGCCACCAAGGACAUGGGCAAAAUGCUGGGCGGGGAAGAGGAGAAAGACCCUGAUGCCCAGAAGAAGGAAGAAGAGAGACAAGAAGCCCUGCGCCAGCAAGAGGAAGAACGCAAAGCAAAGCAUGCCCGCAUGGAGGCAGAGCGGGAAAAGGUCCGGCAGCAGAUCCGUGAUAAGUAUGGCCUAAAGAAGAAAGAGGAGAAAGAGGCAGAGGAGAAGGCAGCCCUGGAGCAGCCGUGCGAGGGGAGCCUGACGCGUCCCAAGAAAGCCAUCCCAGCAGGCUGCGGCGACGACGACGACGAGGAUGAGGAGAGCAUCCUUGACACAGUGCUCAAGUACCUGCCCGGUCCACUGCAGGACAUGUUCAAGAAGUAACAGCCAUGCCUGCAGCCCCACCUGCCAAGCCCUGGCACUGCCCACUUAGUGCCUGGGUUAGGGCCUUGGGUGGGGUAGGGGGGGUUUCAUUUCCUUCUUGACUUCAUUUGAUCCUCUCUCUUUUUUUUCUGUUUUGGGUUCUGUUCCAAGGGGAGAUCUUCACACACCUGUCCUUGUGCCACGGGGGGCCCUGCCAAGCCACCACCCACCAUCACCCGUCUCCAGGAGAAGCACACCGGGCACAGGACAUUCUCCCCUUCCUGCACCUCCCAUUACCC
Molecule: messenger RNA, 1047 nt
Organism: Pogona vitticeps (central bearded dragon)
Lineage: Eukaryota; Metazoa; Chordata; Lepidosauria; Squamata; Agamidae
Gene: CPLX2
Product: complexin 2
Biological process (GO): synaptic vesicle exocytosis; neurotransmitter transport; regulation of neurotransmitter secretion
Cellular component (GO): terminal bouton; SNARE complex
Molecular function (GO): syntaxin binding
Source: RefSeq, a predicted model, not a curated record